This is a messenger RNA of Lampris incognitus (smalleye Pacific opah), 3029 nucleotides long. It is a transcript of the gene tmem62, whose product is annotated as transmembrane protein 62. The record is from RefSeq and is a predicted model, not a curated record. The transcript is spliced from 14 exons. Lineage: Eukaryota; Metazoa; Chordata; Actinopteri; Lampriformes; Lampridae. Bases 100 to 2088 code for a protein of 662 amino acids. Gene Ontology annotation, molecular function: hydrolase activity.
CAUUACAACCGGUCAGUAUGGUAGCUGUCUAGCUAAAGUGAGCUAGCUACUCCGCUGUUGACAGCCGGGAGCAUCUGUGAAUGAAGAUCGUACCUCUCAAUGCGUCUCACUCAUUCGCGAUGGAGCAAACAGACACGGAGGAUGCUGAAGCUGUUCGGUGUGCUAGUUAUCCUCGGAUUGGCCCUAGCGUGUAUCACCUCCUGGGUGCUGGAGAGCUAUGACACGGCUUGGCACCCCAAACGGAGUGUCCGACGUCCAACGACCAGUGAUGAAGCUGAAACUAAAGGAAGUCUUCCACCGUUUCCAGGCGGCGAAUUGAAUAAUAUAUUCUGGUUUAUACAGGUGUCUGACAUUCAUAUUAGCCGCUUCCAUGACCCAAGACGCAUUCCAGAUUUUGAAAAGUUCUGCACUGACACUGUCGAAGUCAUCAAACCGGCUCUUGUUCUUGCAACAGGAGAUCUGACGGAUGCUAAAACGGAAAGCAAGGUUGGUUCCCUUCAGCAUGAAGUAGAGUGGCAGGCCUACCACAACGUCCUGAAGAGGUCCCGUGUGAUGGAGCGCACCAGGUGGAUCGAUAUCCGUGGAAACCAUGAUGCCUUCAACAUAAUUUCACUAGACAGUGUCAACAACUAUUACAGGAAGUACUCAGCUAAUCAGAAAGUAGGCUCCUUUCACUACAUCCACAAGACUCCCUUUGGCAACUAUUCCUUUGUCUGCACUGACGCCACCCUCACACCUGGGCCCAAGAGGCCAUACAACUUCUUUGGCAUUCUGAACCAGACUCAAAUGGACUUGCUGGCUUCCUUCAGGGCGGAGAGUCACAGCAGCAACCAGUCCAUCUGGUUUGGCCAUUACACCACCUCCACAGUCAUCUCCCCUUCUCCCGGAGUUCGAGAGAUGAUGAGCUCUGCUGUUGCCUACCUGUGUGGCCACCUGCACACUCUGGGGGGCCUGAUGCCAGUCCUCCACAGCCGACAUCCCCAAGGCACGCUGGAGCUGGAGCUGGGCGACUGGAUGGACAACCGGAGAUACAGAGUACUGGCCUUUGACCAUGACAUGCUGAGUUUCUCUGACCUGACGUUUGAACGGUGGCCUGCGGUCCUGAUCACCAACCCCAAGGAGUCACAGUACCUUCACCCCGGAGUGGAGCCCCUGGGGCGAAUGCGGAGAUCAACGCACAUCAGGAUUCUAGCCUUCUCUGAAGCUUCAAUCACAGCGGUACAUGUCAGCGUGGAUGGUGAACUGUUGGGCAUGGGCCGUUCUGCAGGGGGCCCUCUGUAUGUGGUGCUCUGGGACCCUUCUCUUUACCUCACAGGGCUGCACACCAUCCGGGUAAAAGUGGAGGACUCAGCAGGACGGUCAACUGUGCGAGAUCAGCAGUUCACCCUGGAGGAGGACCUGUCGCCUAGCUUUGGCUUCAUGCAGUCCUUCAUCCUCCUCACAGACCACUACAUCCUGGGUCGUGUGGUCUUUGUCAUCAUUAUGCUGGUGAACGUUGGUGCACUGUUGGUCUUCAGGUUCCUGCGUGUUCCCUCUGGCAGAGCGUCUACAGGUUGGAUCCCUCAAGCACUCAUGUCCCUCCACCUGGUCAGUAAAAUGGACACCUUCUACUACUCUCUGCUGCUCUUCAACCUGUGCACAGCCUUAGGCCCGUGGUUUAUAGGAGAGCUCAUUGAUGGCCACAGUGGUGCCUGCUUCGCCUUUGGGGUGUUCAUCGAUGGUCACUUCCUGGAAGGCAGUCUCACUUAUGUUGUUGGAGUCAUUCAACUUCUGUUCUUUAACACGCCCCUCACCUGUUACCUUUGCUGGAGCCUACACCAGCGUUGCCGUGGCAACACCUUCCGAUCCCACCUCCUUCGGCCGGGCUGCCGCUGGCGGACUCUGUUGGUUCACCUCUCCAUGCUACUGCUGCUCACCUGGCAGGCCUACUCCUGCUACUUCCUCCUGGAGACCUACGGCCCGCUGGCAUUCUUCCUGUCUCCGGUUCGCACAUGGGCAUUGGGGCUCAGCCUGCUAUUGGCUUACCGCGCCUGGAUGGGCCCCGCCCCCCAUCUCCGUGACAACAGCAAGAGCAGCGCUCCUUCUUGACAGUAACCACACUGUGCCGCAGCGGCUUCCUUAAGCCGGUCUUACGGUCGCAUUUUGCCAUUUCUGUCCAUCCAUAACACCCUCCGACAGUGUUUCCUCACACAUCCACCCCCCCGCCUCUCUCUCACUCUUCCCUCCGUAGCCACUUUAUACCAGCCACUAUCCUGUUUAUAGUUAAAUAUCAUUUGUUAUGCAUGUUAUGCUAGUGCACACAUUAGCACAUUUUGGGGCAUAUUCAUAGUGAUGUGUACAGUGUAAAAAAAGAAAAUGACAGGGAUACAUGGAGGUUCAAUAGCCUACAUCAGCCAUGAGAGGACUAGUCCAGUGUAUGUUUCGGCAGACAGUAUAUGAGAAUUGUAUUACGCUGUGGUUGUAAAGGAAUAUUCGUUUAUAUUUAAGCUGACACAUUACCAUGAGCAUUUAGCACUUUUUGGAAGUGUUGCCUUGGCCAACUGCCACCUCACCACUGCCAAAGGAUGAAUUUAGCAAAAUAAUGGUUUACUCUUCCCUUAAACCCACUUAUUGACUGCAAAGGCCAGAUGUGCCAAACCAACCCUCACGUUUACCUUCUUAUACGUAAUACUUUUGGAUGAACAGGGAGCAUAUUCUACUUUAUAUGGACGCCCCCCUCUCAGACCAAACCUCCUGGGAUUGUGCGGGUGUCGCUGUGGUGAAAACGAAAUGCGGUACAAAGCCUAAACAGCGUUCCGAUAUUUUGAUGAUGUACUGUCAAUCCACACAUGGCACAGGAAAUGUGUCAUCAAUCAAAGUAGUGGGUUAAAUCCCGUAUCAGUUAGUUGAUAAGCGAGAGCGUUUUUGUCAAUGAAAUUUCCCUUGCACAUAACUGAACUGUCACUAAUCACAUCAGAAUGACCUCUAUGAGAACACAAAGAAUCUGCAUUUACUUUACCCACAUACCGUUUCCUGCAGUUAUUGAAUUC